AUGGUGCAGUACAACUUUAAAAAGAUUACAGUGGUUCCCACUGGGAAGGACUUUGUUGAUAUCAUCCUUUCCCGUACACAGCGCCAAACUCCUACUGUGGUGCACAAGGGUUAUGCCAUUUCCCGAAUCCGUCAGUUUUAUAUGCGAAAAGUGAAAUAUACACAGCAAAAUUUCCAUGAGAAGCUUUCAACCAUCAUUGACGAAUUCCCGCGUCUGGAUGACAUCCAUCCUUUCUAUGGUGACCUUCUCCAUGUUCUCUACAACAAAGACCACUACAAGCUGGCCCUAGGUCAGAUCAACACGGCGAGGAACUUGAUUGGUAAGGUAUCAAAGGAUUAUGUGAAAUUGUUGAAGUAUGGCGAUUCACUCUAUAGGUGCAAGAGUUUGAAGGUUGCUGCCCUUGGAAGAAUGUGUACUGUAAUUAAGCGCAUUGGACCUAGUUUAGCUUAUCUUGAACAGAUAAGGCAACAUAUGGCCAGGCUUCCUUCAAUUGAUCCUAACACCAGGACCAUCUUGAUAUGUGGUUACCCUAAUGUCGGUAAGAGUUCUUUCAUUAACAAAAUCACGAGGGCUGACGUUGAUGUACAACCCUAUGCUUUCACUACAAAGUCUCUGUUUGUUGGUCACACCGAUUAUAAGUAUUUAAGGUAUCAGGUGAUCGAUACUCCGGGUAUUCUGGACAGACCUUUUGAGGACCGUAAUAUCAUUGAAAUGUGCAGCAUUACUGCUCUGGCCCAUCUGAGGGCUGCAGUAUUAUUUUUUCUGGACCUUUCAGGUUCUUGUGGCUAUAGCAUUGCUCAACAGGCAGCUCUCUUUCAUAGCAUCAAGUCACUUUUUAUGAACAAACCUUUGGUUAUAGUCUGCAACAAGACUGACCUGCAACCACUUGAGACGUUACCUGAGGAAGAUAUGAAAUUGGUCAUGGAGAUGAAGUCAGAAGCCAUGAAGACUGUGGUGGGUGAAGGGGGUGAACCCACAGAUGAUGCUGGUGUGCUCUUGACUAUGAGCACUCUUACUGAAGAAGGUGUAAUUGCUGUUAAGAAUGCAGCUUGUGAAAGGUUAUUAAACCAAAGGGUUGAAUUGAAGAUGAAGUCGAAAAAGAUAAACGACUGCUUGAAUCGCUUCCAUGUUGCAAUUCCAAAGCCCAGGGACCAGAAAGAAAGGCCUGUAUGCAUACCUCAGGCCGUCUUGGAAGCUAAAGCAAAGAAAGCUGAGGAAGCUGCAGAGAAGGAGAAGAGGAAGCUGGAAAGGGAUCUGGAGAAUGAGAAUGGUGGUGCAGGUGUAUACUCUGCCAGCUUGAAAAAGCAUUAUAUCCUUGCAAAUGAUGAAUGGAAGGAGGAUAUAAUGCCUGAAAUCCUUGACGGGCACAAUGUGUAUGAUUUCAUUGACCCGGAUAUCCUUCAAAGGCUUGAAGAGCUGGAGCGAGAAGAAGGUCUACGACAAGAACAAGAGGCUGAUGAUGAUUUCGAGAUGGAUGAUACUGAAUUGACACCAGAACAGCAAGAGUUACUGGCACAGAUCAGGAAAAAGAAAAGCUUACUUAUUCAGCAACAUAGAAUGAAGAAGGCUACGGGUGGGCGCCGACCAACUGUUCCUCGGUUAUUUGACAAAGACAGGCAGUUCACCUCAGGCAGGAUGGGAAGAGAAUUAUCACGUGUUGGAAUUGAUCCUAGCUUGGCAAUCAAUAGAGCCCGAGAUAAAUCUAGGGGUAGAAAGAGGGAGAGAUCAUCUGAAAGAGGAGACGACAAUGCUAUGGAUGUGGACGGUGGUCAACUUCGCAAAAAGCUGAGGAGGUCUAUUGAUACUUCUAGAUCUUCUAGAUCACGCUCAAGGUCACGAAAUCCAAAUGAAGUUGUACCAGGAGAGGGUUUGAAGGACUCUGCUCAAAAGGCCAAGGCUAGAAAACUGGAUAAGAAAUCCUCGAAUAAGAGAAACAAGGAUGCAAAACGUGGAGAGGCUGAUAGAACUAUUCCUAACCUGAAACCUAAACACUUGUUCUCCGGCAAACGAUCCACUGGAAAAACCCAGAGGCGUUAA
Oldenlandia corymbosa var. corymbosa is the source of this 2037-nucleotide messenger RNA. NCBI's taxonomy places the organism in Eukaryota, Viridiplantae, Streptophyta, Magnoliopsida, Gentianales, Rubiaceae. The record is from the annotation of a GenBank genome assembly.